CUAGAAGGUUAUGUUACGCUUGUGCAUGGUUAGGUUAUAAUUGUUUGUUUUUCACGAAGAAGUUUAAUUUAAAAUCUAAUCUUUGACUAAAAUGUCCGAUAAUGAAUAUGAAGCCUUCGAAAUAACCGAUUAUGAUCUGGAAAAUGAAUUUAAUAUUAACCGACCAAGAAGAAUUUCUAAAAAUCAGCAAAUUUACGGAAUAUGGGCUAGAGAUGAAGACAGCGAUAAUGAAGGAGACAGACCUUCCUUUAAGGGAUCUAGAAAACCAAAGAAUUACACGGCUCCUAUUGGUUUUGUGGCUGGAGGAGUACAACAAGCAGGUAAGAAAGAAGAAAAAAAAGAGGAUGAUGACGAUGAUGAUAAUGAUCCAGAUGCAAAAAUUCAUCUUCAUGGGUCAAGUUCUAGUGAUGAUGAACCUCGUAUGUCAUCCUUCAAGGGUGACAUUCUGUCAUCAAUUACCGAUGAGAUAGCUGGUUUAAGAAAGAAAACUAAGACUAAAUAUAAUCCACUUCUAUCACAAAGAGGCGUUGGAACAUGGGAAAGACAUACUAAAGGCAUUGGUGCUAAGCUUUUACUACAGAUGGGUUAUCAACCAGGAAAAGGUUUAGGUAAAGAUCUUCAAGGUAUCCAGGCUCCUAUUGAAGCUAAUCUUCGUAAAGGACGCGGUGCUAUAGGGGCGUAUGGUCCUGAAAAGGCCCAGAAGAUAGCAGAUAUCAAACCAGAAGCAAAAUCUGAAAGUAAAGAUGGAGACAAAAUUUCUCAGUGGAGGAAGAGUGGAGAUAGUAAGCCAAAGAAAACAAAAUAUGUCUACAAAAGUAUUGAGGAUGUUUUAGACCAAAAUUAUCAACCCGUCAGGAAAAGAGAGUUUAAUGAAUUAUCAAAAGUAAAAGUAAUUGACAUGACAGGACCAGAGCAAAGAGUUUUAUCUGGAUAUCAUGCAAUAUCAGGCACUCAGAAGCCAUCCGAUGAGUGGGAGAUCAGGAAAGAAAAAGAAUUCAAGAACUUUCAGCUUCCCGAAUUACAGCAUAACUUGAACCUUCUCGUAGAUAUGUGUGAACAGGAUAUAGUUACUAGUGAUCGAGCUUUGCGUUACAAUGAAGAUAGAGUUGUCAGCCUUGAAAAUGAAGUAGUGAAUUUGCAGAAAGUAACCCUUCAAGAAGAGACUGUGAUCAGCGGCUUGCAGCACAUACUGGACGUCCUGGAGAGACUUACUUCUACUGAAGCUAAUCUCAAUCUUGAUGAAAUAGCGGCUGCUUAUGAAGAACUCCAGGAAAAGCAAAUGACCGAUUACAUGAUAUACGAUCUAGCUUCAUUAGCGCCGUCAUUGGUUCGACCAUUGUUGAAAACAGAGUUGGCCUCAUGGGAUCCACUCUCCGAGCCACACAAACCUAUUCCUAUCCUUCAACGAUGGAAAAAAAUUUUUGAAAGAACUCAGUCGGCCGGGCCUCUUGCUGCUGCUCCAACUCUUCUUGAUCCAUACCAUCGAUUGCUGUGGGAUGCUUGGAUGCCUUGCAUAAGAAUAGCGGUCAAUGCCUGGAAUGUUAAAGUUCCUGACCCAAUGAUAGACCUCUUGCAGACAUGGCACGCCCUGGUUCCUCCUUGGAUACUCGAUAAUAUUCUACAACAAUUAAUAAUGCCAAGAAUACAGCAUACCGCUGAUGAAUGGAAUCCUCUUACUGACACUAUUCCAGUUCAUACCUGGCUCCACCCAUGGCUUCCCCAGCUUGGCAAAAGACUCAGGGUAUCAGUUUUUCCUGUCAUUCGCCAGAAGUUGGCUUCCGCACUCACAAGUUGGCAUCCCUCUGACAAUUCUGCUCGCUUGAUGUUACAACCGUGGGUUUCAGUUUUCACUCAGCAAGAACUGGAUACUUUCUUGAUCAAUAACAUCAUUCCUAAGUUAGCUCAUGUCCUGCAAGAGUUUGUGAUAAAUCCAGCUCAACAGUCAUUAGAUAGUUGGAAUUGGGUAAUGGAUUGGGUUGAAGUUAUUCCGCCGCAAAUCAUGGCUGAUGUUCUUGAAAAGUCGUUCUUUCCAAAAUGGCUGCAGGUACUCACAAUGUGGCUUAACAUGGCUCCUAAUUAUGAUCAGGUGACUGAAUGGUAUUCAGGUUGGAAGUCUUUGAUUCCUCCAGCGUUAAGAGACCAACAACAAAUCAAAGAUCAGCUGCGAACUGCCUUAGACAUGAUGAGCCGGUCAGUGGGAGGUGGUUCAAUGGCAGCACCACCUCCAAUGGUCCAACCACCUCCACCCCCCGUCAUACACUCUGAUGUUAGAUAUCAGAAUAUGCAGCAAGGUAUUGCUGAAGCUGUUCGAACUGCUUCUCAAAUGAUCGAAGGAUUCAAGGAAUUAGUUCAGAAACGAUGUGAAGAAAGAGGAAUCGUUUUUCUUCCUUUGCCUAACCGGUACCGAGAAGGGAAGCAAAUUUACAGAUGUGGACUCCUACAGAUCUAUAUUGACAGAAAUGUACUCUUCUACAGUGACAAUGGAGCCAAUUGGAAUCCCAUAUCAUUGCAAGCUUUGUUAGAUAAAGCUGUUAGUGGGGUCUAAAUUAAAACAUGUGUAAAUAUUUAUAUGUAUAGUUUAUAAUGUAUAUACUUUUGUAAUUAUGACUUGAUUGUAAAAUAUAUUUAGUUUUCAUAAUUAAUA
Nezara viridula (southern green stink bug) is the source of this 2644-nucleotide messenger RNA. Lineage: Eukaryota; Metazoa; Arthropoda; Insecta; Hemiptera; Pentatomidae. The record is from the annotation of a GenBank genome assembly.